Blastocystis hominis is the source of this 1422-nucleotide messenger RNA. RefSeq lists its product as hypothetical. The record is from RefSeq and is a predicted model, not a curated record. Lineage: Eukaryota; Bigyra; Opalinata; Blastocystidae. The transcript is spliced from 2 exons. Bases 1 to 1422 code for a protein of 473 amino acids.
AUGGGCCAGGAGAAGGACAUUCGACGGCUGCGCAACGAGGCGACGUCGUUGGCGGAAUCGGAGGCGGCGGCGCGGCAAACGGCGGAGGAACAAGCGAAGGUGGCGAUGCGGGCGGCGAGGAAAGCGGAUCUGUCGAUCAAGCAGAUCCACGAAGAAAUGCUGGCGACGCUGGCGGGGAAUAAGGAGCGGCACGCGGAGGAGAUGGCGCGGGAACGCGAAGAACGGAGGGAGGAGGUGCGGGAGUGGAUGAAUCGGACGGAGGCGAAGCAGAAAGCGAUCGAGGAGGCGGCGCGGAGCCGCGAGGCGCGCGAGAAGCAGCACGAUGAAGCGAUGAGGGCGCUGCGGAGCUCGCUGCAGAGCGAGUUCGCGAAGAAAUUGGCGGAGAAUCUGGCGAAGCAGCGCGCGGAGAUGGAGGCGAGCGCGGAGAAGGCGAGGUCGGAACUGGAAAUGAAGAUGGUGCGGCUCAAGGAAAAGGCGCUCGCCGACCAGACCGUGGUGUUCAAGAGAGAAUUGGCGGCGGGCGAAGACAAGGCCGCCAAGGAGAAGAAGAUGCUCGUCGAGAGGGUCGCCAAGGAAAAGGCCGAGACCGCGAAGAAAAAUGCGCGGGAAAAGGAGGAGCUGCGCGCCGCGUUCGAGAAAGAAGCCGCCAGCUACAAGCAGAAGAUCGCAGAGCUCAAAACCGCGGUGGAGACGGGAAACGCCGCCCUCCAAAAAGUGGAAACGGAGAAACGGGAGGUCCAGAAGAACGUGGCGGCGUGCGAAGCGGAGCUCCGCUCUCUGCGGGAAAAAUGCGCCGAAUUGGAGCAAAGCCGGGCAAUGCCCAGCGCUCCGGCAAUGCCCAGCGGAAGCCCCGCGACCGCCGAGCCAUCCGCCGAUGCAGAAACCGCGGGGAACACCGCGGAAGCGCAGGGAAACGUGGAAACGUCGAACGAACCCGGAAAAUCGGAGCCUUCCGAACCUUCCGCGCCAAAAAGCCGCGAAAACGAAGCCAAUGCCGAGUCCUCCGUGGGCAAUUCCGAGUCCUCUCUGGGCAAUGCCGAGUCCUCCGUGGGCAAUGCCGAUGCUGCGUUGGCCGCGAUGAGGAAGCGGGCGGAGGAAGCGGAAGCGGAGGUGCGACGCGUGUUGGAAGCGUUGGAGUCGGAGAAAGAGCAGCGAAAACAGGAAAGCAAAGAGAACCAGGAGAAGAUUUUGAGCCUCAAGAAGAAGUGCAUCAAGCUCAAAACCCUGGCGACCAAGAUGAAAGACGCGUCUCCCGUGGAGCACAAAUCCAAGGAAGCCUCGAACUCGACGCCUUCGACCGAGCACAAGAAGAAAACCCUCCAGAAAACGGGGAAACCAGCUUCAGAUUCCGACUCAGAUCUUUCCAAUGAGAGUUGGAACCUUUCCUUUGUUUCCUGCAACAAACACAGCAAAACACCUUAG